Molecule: messenger RNA, 1839 nt
Organism: Acanthosepion pharaonis
Lineage: Eukaryota; Metazoa; Mollusca; Cephalopoda; Sepiida; Sepiidae
Source: the annotation of a GenBank genome assembly
AUGAAAUUCUUGAUAUCUAGACACAUAGCUUAUGAGAAAUAUUAUACAAACAUUGUGACAGCCUGCCCCAAACAUGGCCAAGUGAAAGAUUUAACUAAAUGUCUUUAUAUCAAUAUGAAAUCAGGAAACUUUUUUUGUAAUAGCUGUAAAAAGUCUGGAACAUGGGAACAGCUUCAAGAUAAUAUUAAUGUCAUUCUUGGUCAACGGAAAAAGAAAAUAAUUGAAUGUUUUACUGACAUCCCUGCAGUACAAGCAUCAAGUACUUUACUUAAUUUUUAUGAUCAAUCAGUUCCUCUCAAAAAAUUAGAUGACAUUUCUUUAAAUUCUUGGAAGGAAGGCUUAAACUGCCAGUCUUUAUCAUCUGUAACUUUUAUAAAAUAUGGUGUCCAGUUUGAUGAGAAAUCGUCUUCCCUGAUUCUUCCUUGGUACAAUCAGCAUCAUUUGGUGUCUAUGAAGGUCUUUAACUUUGCAGAUGUUGGUCCUGAUCAGGAGAAGAAACUCAAAGAGUCAAUUAUGCCAAGAUCACCUCCUGCUGGUCUUUUUGGUUGGGCUGCUGCUUCAGCCACUGAUACAGAAGUUAUCCUGACAAACUCAGAAACUGAUGCUAUGGCUGUUUAUCAAGCCACUCGUAUUUUAGCACUGGCUUUACCCAAAAAAGGAACUGUCUUACCAAUUGAGAUUCUUCCAAUGUUGGAACAAUUUAAAAAAAUCACUUUGUGGCUUGGCAAUGACUUGAGAGCUUGGGAAACAGCUAAACAGUUUGCAAAGAAACUGAAUGAGAAACGCUGUUACCUGAUCAGACCGUCUACAGAGGCCCCAUCACCGAUUGAUGCCUUACAACAAAAACAGAGUUUGAAGAAAAUUCUUGCCUCUGCCCUUCCUGUGGUUCACGAUUCAAUUGUAUCUUUCCAGAAACUCAGGGAUGAUAUAUUUUCAGAAUUGGCUCAAUUAGAACAAGUGGCUGGGAUAAAGUGGAAAAGAUUUCCUGCCCUCAACAAAUUGCUGAAGGGUCAUCGGCGUGGUGAGAUGACAAUCUUUACAGGCAUGACUGGGACGGGCAAAACAACUUUUAUGAGCGAUUAUUCUCUGGAUCUUUGUAUGCAAGGGGUGAAUACACUCUGGGGAAGCUUUGAAAUUCACAAUGUCCGUCUUGCCAAAACAAUGCUUUUGCAAUAUUCACAAGUCAACCUUUCCCAAGAUCUCAAUGUCUUUGAUUUUUGGGCAGACAAAUUUGAACAGUUACCAAUGUAUUUUAUGACCUUCUUUGGCCAAGAAGACAUCAAGUGUGUAAUUGAGACAAUGUCUCAUGCCGUGUAUAUGUAUGAUAUUGCACAUGUGAUAGUUGACAAUAUCCAAUUUAUGAUGGGCUUGGAAGCAGGAAGAGUUGAUAGGUUCUUCCACCAAGAUAAAAUUAUUGCUGCCUUUCGAAACUUUGCCACAACCAUGAAUUGUCAUGUGACCUUGGUCAUCCAUCCACGCAAAGAUAAAGAAGGAGAUUUGUUGACUGUAUCAUCCAUAUUUGGUAGCGCCAAAGCCACCCAAGAAGCAGAUAAUGUUCUCAUUCUGCAAGACAAAUACCUUGUAUCACAUCGGGCCAAAAGAUUUAUUCAGGUUGUGAAGAACCGUUUUGAUGGUGAACUUGGAAUAAUGCCAUUACGUUUCAAUAAAGAUACUUCAAGUUACGUUCCUCAAGACACAAAAAAGAGUGCUCUCAAAUCUAAGCAGUCAAAAACUAUAAACAAAGAGGAGGAUGAAAAGGAGGAUGUCAAAGAAGAAAUAAGAGGAAGAGAAGAUGAUGACAAUGAUGAUGAAGACAAUCCAUCCAAGACAGGAAAUUAA